AUUCAUUUUUCGUUUAAAAGAUAUGAUUUUCAAUAGGAUUUUGUUUGACCGGCUUGUAUUGAAUAAGAUCAUAGAAAAGUUUUUGACUGUUCUUGAAGAAAAUGCCAUAGUUUUCCUUUGGUACUAUCUGUUUAUUAUUGCUUUAUUUUGAUUCUGGGUUUGCUGCUAUCCAUAUUCGUGGAAUUGAGCAUUGCUGAUCAUGUGAAACGGGCAUUGUAGGGUUAUAUUUCAUUACAAUCUGGUAAAUUUUCAAUUAGUUAAAAACUAAUCUUUUUCAAUCUUUUCUGUUUGGAUUGUUGAAAUUUGGCUUCAACAUACUUGAUAUUGGGAUAGGACUAAGUUGAUUUUUGAAUUCUUCAAGAUUGAUAUACUGUUUCUUCUUACUCUAAGGACAUUGGUUUCAUUGCGAAUUACCUUUUUUUUUCUUUUUUUUUUUUUUUACAUUUCCCUUUUGAUUGCAGUUGCAAAAUGUUUCUCAAGGUGCAGUUGCCAUGGAAUGUCAUAAUUCCUGCUGACAGCUUGGAUGCCAAAGGCUUCAUGCUCCAAAAGGCUAUAGUGGUCCGCCUUUUGGAUGAAUUUGCUCGCAAGAAGGCCUCCAAGGAUCUUGGAUAUUUCAUGGCUGUAGCAACUCUGGAGAGCAUUGGGAAGGGCAGAGUUAGACAGAACACUGGGGAUGUGCUUUUCCCUGUUGUCUUCAGUGGAAUCACCUUCAAGAUGUUCAGAGGAGAGAUAUUGGAAGGAGUUGUACAUAAGGUACUAAAACAUGGAGUUUUCUUGAAGUGUAGACCAAUCCAAAACAUCUAUCUGUCUCACGUAAAAAUGCCCGACUACCAUUAUGUGCCUGGAGAGAACCCUAUUUUCAUGAAUGACAAGCACUCGAAGAUUGAGAAGGAUGUUGUCAUCCGAUUUAUUGUGAUCGGAACAAAGUGGAUGGAAGCAGAGAGGGAAUUUCAGGCAUUGGUAAGUUUGGAAGGUGACUACUUAGGACCAGUUUCCUGAAUAUAACUUUUGUUUCAUCUUUGUAUGAUUCGGAUGUACUUGUUACUGCUUUCUUAGGAAGUAGUUGACAGUAAGAGUGUUGGAUGUUGAGCUAUUCUAGUUGUCGUAAAUUCGAUUGGACAAAGAUAUUGAAUUCUGGAGCUUACUUUUAGGAUGUUAGCUUUGUAUAACUUAGUUCGGUUAAAUUGGUUAUUGGUAUUUUAAGUUUUUUAAAACUGAAUUGAAUCGACCAACUGAACAAUUGCUUACCCCUAGUCAAGUCUAGCUUUCCAUUUCAGAAGGGUUUUUGUUUCAAUGGAUG
Molecule: messenger RNA, 1300 nt
Organism: Durio zibethinus
Lineage: Eukaryota; Viridiplantae; Streptophyta; Magnoliopsida; Malvales; Malvaceae
Source: RefSeq, a predicted model, not a curated record